This is a messenger RNA of Klebsormidium nitens, 5216 nucleotides long. NCBI's taxonomy places the organism in Eukaryota, Viridiplantae, Streptophyta, Klebsormidiophyceae, Klebsormidiales, Klebsormidiaceae. The record is from the annotation of a GenBank genome assembly.
AGCCGCUCAGUGUCAACAGAAAAGGAACAUUAGAUUAUGAAAGCUUUCUAGACAAUCGCUAGAACGGACGUCGGGUUUUUGCAGCAGACAAUCAGAGACAUAUAGUGGUUGAAGCAUCUGUUGUUUUCCACCGCAAGGGCGGGCACCAUGAGCUCAGACGAGGAGGACGGGCGCGUGGAAGAGGAGGAGGAGGAGGAGGAAGAAGAGGAAGAAGAAACUUUCUCAAAGAAGAAGAAGGAUCUGCAACAACGGAGGCGCCAGGGUCGUGAUGAUGAAGCAAGCGAGGAUGACGAUGAUGAAGAGGAAGAGGACGAGGACGCCCCCAAUGAGUAUGAGAAGGAUGAUUUCCUGGUCGAUGAGGUGGAGGAAGAGGAGGGGGGCGAGGAAGAGGAAGGGGAUGACGAGGAGAACCGCAAAGAGAGAAAGCGCAGAAAGAGGGAGGAGCUCGAGUUGGACGAAGACGACUAUGACCUCAUCGCUGAGGCGAACCCCGACUUCCGGCCCCCGAUCAAAAAGGGGUCGGGGCCCAGGUUGAAGCGGCUGAAGAAGGCUGGCGGUUUGGGGGUUGAUGCCGGAGGGGAGGAGGACGGGGGGGCUCGGAGAGCGCGCACGCAGGAGGAGCUACAGCAGGAGCUGUUCGGGGCAGACGAGGACGGGGAAGAGCCGGUGGAGGAGGAGCGCCGGCCGGAGGUGGAGGAAGAAGAAGAGGACUUCAGCGAGAACGAGAUGGACGGCUUCAUCGUUGACGAGGAGUUCGACGAGAACGGGAACCUGGUCCCGAAGCGGAAGCAGAAGAAGAACAAGGGCGCGGAGCGACGCGGCGUCGUGGCCAGCUCUGCGGCGCUGCAGGAGGCGCAGGACAUUUUCGGGGGGGUGGACGAGCUGCUGGAGCAGUACAAGAACAGGGAGCGGGAGGGCGAGGAUGAUGUUGAUGAGGGCUUCGACGAUCUGCACGUGGACGAGGACGAGAUGGAGGACGAGGAGGGAGCGCCCCGGGGUCGCCGCGCGAGCAAGGCCUCGAAGCAGGCGAUGCGCGCUGCACAGCGCGCGUUCGAGCCGAGCUUGCUGGAGGAGCGGUUCAUGACCGACCGGGACGAGCGGAUACGAACCACCGACAUUCCUGAGAGGUUCCAGGUCUUGGAGGAACAGUAUGGGCCGAUGCCUGAGACCGAGGACGCGCGGAGGGAGGCGGAAUGGAUCUACCAACAGCUGUUCAAUAUCAAGUACACGAUCCUACGCCCGGAAUAUAUGAACCUGUACGACCCGGAUCUGAGGCCGAAUGUCGAGGAAGAGCUUCGAAAUGUGCUCGUGUUGAUGCAUGAGGACAAACUAGAGAUCCCGUACAUCGGCAUGUACCGCAAGGAGAAGUGUCGCAACCUGCUCGACCGCCUGGCGCCCCCCCCGCAAGGCCGUCCAAAAGACGAAGAAGACGACGAGAGCCAGUCGCGCCUGCAAAAGUUCGAGCUGCUCUGGUCGGUCGCGGAGCUGGACCGGAAGUGGAUGGCGCUGCGCCAGCGGAAGCGGCGGCUGGAGAAGGCGUACAAGGACCACAUCACGCCGUCAAUGGAGCGCGGCGGCGAGGACGCCCGGCAGUGGAGCCGGGUGCUGCAGGAGAUUCAGACCUUGCUGAAGGAGGCAACGUCGGACGCGGCCCUCGAUGACGUGGAGGCGCGUGCGCGGCUGCUGCUGCCGGAGGAAGACCCCAGCCUCGCGACAGUGCGGCACAAGCGGCCGCAGCGCGCGUCACUCUACGCCUACUGCAAGAGCCAGGGCCUUGCAGACGUUGCCGCCAAGUUUGGGAGCGUGCGGCAACUGGGGGCGAACUUGCAGAAAGGCUUUGUGGAAACUGAGGUGGAGGAUCACCCCGAACCCCCCGAAGCGGUCGCCGGUUCGUUUGCGGGCCUCGCGUUCAAGAAGCCCGCGGACGUCUUGGACGGCGCCCGGCACAUGGCCGCCGUCGAGAUCGCCGCGGACCCCGCGGUCCGGGCCGCUUUCCGCGAGAAGUUCAUGCCCCCCGUGAGCAGCGAAGCGGCGGCGCGCCCUGGGGGGGCAGUCGUGAGCACGAAACCGACCCCCCGGGGCAUGGACGUGAUCGACGAUUACCACCAGUACGGGGCGGUCAAGUGGUUGUAUAGUAAGCCCGUGAGGGAGUUUCAGGACGGGCAGUGGUUGCUGGUGAUGAAUGCGAAGGAGGAGGGGCUCAUCGAGGUGACGGUGGGGCUGCCGGAGGAGGAGACAAACCAACUGAGAACACUGCUCAGCGAACUGUACCUGAGCCAGAACGUGAGCAAGAACGCCCAGCUAUGGAACGAGCAGCGGCGGCAAAUCCUUGCCAAAGCGUUCGACGAGUUUCUAGUUCCCGCCAUGGAAGCGGAAGUGCGCGCGACGCUCACGCAGCGUGCGCGGCGUCACGUGGUCGGGAAGUGCGAGAAGUCCCUCUGGAAGCUCGCGGCGCGGGCGCCGUUUGCGCGGAAGAAGGUCGACCUGGAGGACGUCAAUGAGGACGAGCACGCGUGCCGUGUGCUGGCCGUGUGCUGGGGCCCCGGCCGACCGGCCACGACGAUCGUUAUGCUCGACGAACGGGGCGAGCUUAUCGACACUCUCUACACGGGAUCGCUUGGGUCGAAAGGCAUAGGCGGGCCUCGUGCCACGGAAAGGUGGGAGGAGGACAAGCGCAAGCUGGAGGAGUUCAUCAAGGAGCACAAGCCGCACGUGGGGGUCGUGGGAGGGGCGAACCUGCGGUGCAAGAACUUGUUCGAUGACGUGAACCAGGUGAUCUACAACAUAGUAGAGGUCGAAAUCGACCAGCUGGCGGCGGGCCUCGACACCCUGCACGUCUUCUACGCGGACGAGUCCAUCCCGCUGCUCUACGAAAAGUCCAAGGUGUCCGAAACGCAGCUCUCCGGACAGCCCGAGAUGGUCCGGCGUGCGGUCGCGCUCGGACGGGCGAUCCAAAACCCGCUCGCCGCGUUGGCCGCGCUGUGCGGGCCCGGACGGGAAGUUGCGCUGUUGCGGAUGCACGCGAUGCAAGGGUUGGUGUCACAGGAGGAGCUGUGGGGGGCGGUCGAGCGCGUGAUGACAACGAUUACCACGCAGGUGGGCAUUGAUGUGAAUACGGCCAUUCACCACGAGUGGCUCUUUGCCCCGCUCCAGUUUGUCCCUGGUCUCGGCCCCCGCAAAGCACAAGCGCUGCAGCAAGCGCUGGCGGGGCGCGGCCGGCUCACGGUGCGCAAGGACCUGCUCAACUUCAAGUGGGUCGCCAAGCAGGUCUUCAUCAAUUCUGCCGGUUCGCUGCGUACGAGGGCAACUGCUGCGGCGGCGCAUGCCGAGGACAUGGACCCGUUGGACGAGACGCGGAUCCAUCCUCUCCAGUACAAUGUCGCUACCGCGCUCUGCAAGGCGGCCUGGCUUGCGGAACAGGACCUGACUGCAGAGGAAGCGAAUGAGGACGACCUAGAGAUGGCAGUCCAAGAGAUCGCAGAGCGGCCGGACCUGAUCAAGAAGGUUGACCUUGAGCGGUUUGCACGGGAACACGAGGCGGAGCAUGGGGACCUCGGCCCCACUCUCCAGCUCAUCAAGGCGGAGCUCCUGGAGCCAUACGCGGAGUGGCGGGUGCCUUACCGGCAGCCCAACGUGGACGAGCUCUUCUCGCUGCUGACCGGCGAAUCGGACGAGACCCUGCAAAAGGGCCAAAUCGUACAGGCAACGGUACGGCGGGUGAUGAAGGAACGCAUCUUCUGCGCGCUCGAGUCGGGUCUCACGGCGUUCGUCAAGUUCGACGAGCUGUCAGACGAUGGCAGCAUGGCCGCAGCGGAGAUCGUAGACAAGUUGGCCGAGGGUCAAGUGCUGACUGCGUGCGUCAUAGAAAUUGACAAGAAGGAGUUCAAGGUGGAGCUCUCGUGCAAGGGGUCGUACCUGCGGCGCGAGAAGCACUACCAGAAGCCCAAGUUCACGUGGUCGUAUGAGGACCCCACAGUGAUCGAGGAGUACGACCGGGCCAAGAAGAAGAAGGAGGCGCGGCGGCAGUACCGGCCGCGCAUGAUUCAGCACCCGCUGUUCAAGAACUGCAACCUCCUGGAAGCCACCGCGAUGCUGGACACGCAGGAGAUUGGUGACGUGAUCAUCCGGCCGAGCAGCAAAGGCCCGACGCACCUGAGCAUGACGAUCAAGUUCUACACGGACGUGUACGCGCAGAUCGACAUCGAGGAGGGGGGCAAGGACAAGGCGGACCCCACCAGCUUCCUCAAGCUCGGCUCCACGCUCAAGAUCGGGGACGAGAUUUUCGAAGAUCUCGACGAGGUUAUGGCGCGGUAUAUCGACCCCUUCGUCGACUUCCUCCGCAAGAUGCUCGAGUACCGCAAGUUCAAGGCCGGGACCAAAAACGAAGUCGACGAGCUGCUGAAGCGCGAGAAAGCGCAAAACCCGCAGCGCGUCGCAUACGCGAUCUCUGUCAGCCAACAACACGCGGGCGCGUUCAUGCUGUCAUACAUUCGGAACCAAAACCCGCACCACGAGUACAUCUCGAUUUCGUCCAAGGGGUAUCGCUUCCGGCAUCAGCACUUCACGAGCCCCGACCGCUUAGUCCAGUACUUCCAGAAGCACAUCAACGACCCGGUGGUUCAACAGGAAGCAGCCCCCCCUCGGAGAGCUCCGGCGUCUGUUGUGCCCCUCCCGUUACAGCGACCCCCCCAGGGACACGCUCAGAAAGCGGGAGGGUGGGAUCAAGGCGCACCGCGGCCCCCGCAGCCAGAUUAUCACAACGGUCAUCAAGACUGGCAGCCAAGUGAUUCCAGCCAACCCUACAACACCACAUGGGGCUCCGGUUGGUCACAGGGGCAACCCCCGCCGCCGCCCCCCGGGCCACCGCCGCCCCCUGGAGCGCCGCCCCCGCCACCUCCGGGGGCGCCUCAGUCACAGUCCGCAGAGUGGGCUGGGCACGGAGAUUGGGCCCCCGGGAGUGGGUAUGGAGGCCAGCAAGGAUACGCGCAGUAUUCAGGGGGCCACUAGUGUCGACUAUAUUGGGGAACAUAUUAGAGUUUGGUGCUACUGAUCUGUGCCAAACUAGGCAGAAUUUUGGCAGAGGACGGGACUCUUGGAUGGUAUUCGAAAAUCGGCCCAACUGUUGUAUACCAUCGCAUCGGUUCUUUAUGAGGGUGCUCGAAAGGUACAUUUGACAUCAUGUACCUCGAUGCAGUACGUGGUCCGACGGAAUGCAG